Molecule: messenger RNA, 1021 nt
Organism: Cylicocyclus nassatus
Lineage: Eukaryota; Metazoa; Nematoda; Chromadorea; Rhabditida; Strongylidae
Source: the annotation of a GenBank genome assembly
AGGUUUUCCGUAGCUUUCAAAUCUCCUCUGUCGUCUAGCGUGAUGAUGGCGUUUUUCGCGCGUCCAAGGAAUCAUAUAAUGUCGUCUCAAUCAGUUGCAGACAGACGAAGACAGGUUCUUGUCGGAGAGCUGCCUCCCGACUUUUUGCGACUCAUUGUUCCACGAGAACAGGCAACUUCUUUCCCGCAGCAACAGGUAACCCAGUUGGUGUACAGCGGCGGCAGCUUUGUUCCUCCUAAUACACGAGGCCGUGUAUCAAUUACAAUUGCUGAUGCAAACCUUGUGAGGAAUUAUGGCAUUGUAAGGAUGGACCCUUACUGUAGGCUUCGCGUUGGUCAUGCCGUUUUUGAAACUCAAACUAAACUGAGUGGUGGUCGAAGCCCUGUAUGGAAUCGCACCAUCCAUGCCUAUCUUCCCAACGGGGUGGAGAGCAUCUACAUCCAAAUAUUCGAUGAGAAAGCGUUUAGUGCGGACGAAUGCGUUGCUUGGGCGCAUGUGAUGCUUCCUCAGGCUAUUUUCAAUGGCGAAACAAUCGAUGAUUAUUACCCUCUAAGUGGUCAACAGGGGGAAGGCAAAGAGGGAAUGCUUCAUCUCAUCAUUUCAUUUGCCCCAGUGGAUGCUACCGUUUCUGCUGAAGCUGUCUUACCUUCUACUGCUUCUCCACCCUUGCCAGUGGAGAUCACUGCUGAGGACACAAAAGAAUUAGAAGCAAUGUUCCCAGGAGUGGACAGAGAAGUAAUCAGAUGCGUGCUCGAAGAAAGCCGAGGCGACAAGGAUGCAACCGUGAGCGCUCUACUGGAAAUGAGCAAGAAUGAAUAAGUGAUGGUGUAUAUGCAGCUUAUUUUUUGUGUGAUUAUAUAAGAUUGUUUUCUUGAGCAGCAUCUGCUUUCUGUGAACCUUUCGUUUAUCUUUCUAUGUUCAUAAAUUGUCAAUCUAUGCAUGAGUUCCAAGGGUAGACGCGUGCAGAUCGUCAACAGCUUCUCUUCUAUGAACGAAUUCUUUGAAAUAAAUAUGCCCGAGG